CCACGUAGGUCCUGACGCCUUCACGCACUGACCCAGGCGGCUGCCGGAGGUUCCGCCCCGGAAUACUGCCCGUUUCCACGGCAGGGGAAAUGACCUCGUCCGCCGCCUCUGCCCAGAAGCGGGACCACCACGUGCCCCGGAGAUGGAAGGCGAGGACAGGUGCGUCAACAGCCAGGUGCCCCGAAUGGCUGCCAAAUGAUUCCCUGGCAGGGUCCUCCCCACAGCCACCUUCCGUGGGCAGCCGGACAAGCCUGGAAGAUGAGGGAUGGACCUGUCUGCGCUGCGGGGCCCCGGGGAGAGGGCGGGGCGGAGGCUGGGGCCAGCGCGCAUGCCCAGGGGAGCGGGGCCUCCUUCGCCUUGGCCUCCCAGCGCCCGGGCGAGGUUCCCCUCCCCUCCCCUCCCCCUCUGCAGGCCACGGAGGGGCCUUCCUGCGCCGAGGGGGUGCCCGGACAGUCCCUUAGAAAGGAAGCCUGCGGCCCUGCACGAUGGGACUGGCCAUCUCCAAACCCUGGUUCCUUCCCGCCUUUAAAACACAACGUCUUCAUCCGAAGCUGCAGGGCCAGACAACAGCAUGAUGUAACUCGCAGCCCAAGCAGCCGACUUAUGUCUGAAGAAUCCACAUGUUUUAGGUGUUUGGGGAGAGAGCUACGCCCUCUUUCUCAUGGGAACGGGCAGGCGCCCCGGAGCCCGCAGGACCCUCCCCGCCCAGGCGGCCCUGGGAACAAGCUGGCGGCGGCCGCUGGAGCCGGCGGACUGAUGACAAUCGCAGACUCCGCCGGAACCGCGGGCCUGGGCGCACAGACAGGGCAAGCCCCCUCGUCCAGGCCGUCGAGUCUGCUGACCAGUCGCAGCUCUGCCCGCUGGAGACACGUGGAGGGUGGCUCACCGGUCCCCCGGCCCCCCGGUGCCCCCGGCUGUGACGCACGCCAAGUGACCGUGCCCUGGAUCCCACGGCAAACAGAGCGCCCCGUGCACCAGGCAGCCGCCAGCACAGCGCGGGACCGGACGUGCGUGCGGUCACGACGGGGCGGCCGGGAGCCUGGAAUCCAGCAGGAUCAAAGGCCAAAAAGUUUUCAAGGCGGAGAAGCUUGAAGGCGGGGAAGGGCGAGGGGAGCCGUCCCGGCCUCUACACAAAGCUGCACAUCGUAAGUCGCAGGCGUCUCUCCCCCCGGCGAGACCAGGGCAAGCCCGAGAGAGGGGAAGACUGGCUUGUCCGGGUCCAGGCUGGGUCCUCGGGCGCCACCGGCGAGGGACGCGUCCCCAGUCUGUCCCGGAGAGAGCCGGAGCACGAGGGCUGAGGGUCAUGUGUGCCCCUGCGUGCAAGGCGCACACUUGCUCUCAGCUCCUCCGAACUGCAGACACGGAGCUUCUGCACGGCGAGACCCCAGAUGAUAGAGAGUCUGGUCCCAUCCGACAGGUGGGGACACUGAGGCACCCCUGGGGGCUGACCUGCACACGGCUCUGGUCCCGUCCAGUUUCCCCACUCUUAGUCUAGAACCUUCUCCCUGAACCUCAGCCAUCUGGGGAAAGGAGCCAAGGGUCGUAGACAUGCGGCCUCCUUCAGACACCGACGUGGAGGCAAGGGGGCAGCACGGUGGCCACUCACGGCCACGCCGUCCGUCCGCUCGGGCUGCUGCUGUCACACGCCACGGCCUGGCCAGCCACUUCUCCCAGUUCUGGAGGCCGAGAGCCCGAGAUCAGGCUGCCCACAGAUUCGGUUCCGAGCGAGAGCCCUCCCCCUGGCCGGCAGAGGGUCGUCUCCUCCCCGCGUCCUCACUCGGCGGGAGAGAGCUCUGGUCCGCCCCCUACGCCUGUAAGGACCCUCGUCUGACCACACCACCAUCAUUACUCACCCAAACCUAAUCACCUCGCAAAGCCCCCCAAUACCAUCACAUGGAGGGUUAGGGCUUCGACGUGGAACUGAGAGUGACCCAUUCAGCCCGUAGACCCAUCCUUGGCUCCCCAGUACUCCUGGAGGGAAAUGGGUCACCGCUGAAGAGGUGCAGACUGUCACUGUAAACUCAAGGGGGCACCAGUCACAUGGCGGUCUACGGACAGACCCCUGGAGUUGUGCAGUGCACAACCUGCACAAUCAUCCACA
Molecule: messenger RNA, 2101 nt
Organism: Felis catus (domestic cat)
Lineage: Eukaryota; Metazoa; Chordata; Mammalia; Carnivora; Felidae
Product: translation initiation factor IF-2-like
Exons: 5
Coding region: 196-1092 (298 amino acids)
Source: RefSeq, a predicted model, not a curated record